Brassica oleracea var. oleracea is the source of this 1108-nucleotide messenger RNA. Its product is annotated as dirigent protein 24. The record is from RefSeq and is a predicted model, not a curated record. The transcript has a single exon. Lineage: Eukaryota; Viridiplantae; Streptophyta; Magnoliopsida; Brassicales; Brassicaceae. Bases 34 to 972 code for a protein of 312 amino acids.
AUACAUAACCCAAAACCAAAUAAAUACACAACAAUGGCUAAAGCUUUUAGCCUAACGAUCUUGACCUUCCUCUUGAUAGCCUCAAAUGUGUACUCCGCUAGACUUCUCGAUGAGGUCGAACCUCAGCCGCAAUUAGUCCCUGCCACACCGGAAGAGGAGGAUGAAAAUCCACCAGUCGCAACAACAACUCCAACAACAACACAACCUCCACUACCAAUUCCCCUUCCAGGACAAGCCACGGGGGGACAUGUGCCUGUCCUAGAGUUCUUUAUGCACGACGUUCUAGGCGGGUCACACCCAUCAGCACGUGUAGUUACUGGGAUAGUAGCACAAACCGAAGUGAAUGGAAUACCAUUCUCUAAAUCCAACAACAACAUUUUUCCUGUAGAUAACGCUGUACCACUUGUAAACGCAAACAACAUCAACAAUAUAAUCAACCCAAACACGGCUCCACUCCUCACAGGACUAAGUGGCUCUCAAGCCAACACCAUCAUACAAAACACUAACGGUAACUCUCAAGGCUCCCUCAGCUCCAACAACCUUCCAUUUGUAACCGCAGGUCAACUCCCUCCCGCAGCUGCACUUCAGCAGCUCAUGUUCGGCACCAUCACCGUGGUCGAUGAUGAGCUCACUGAGGGCCAUGAGCUAGGAUCUACGAUUAUCGGCAGAGCACAAGGGUUUUAUAUAGCUAGUUCUUUGGAUGGAACUAGCCAGACCCUUUCCUUGACCGUGUUGUUCCAUGGAGAGCAUGAUCAUCACGACACGCUUGAUGAUGCCAUCAGCUUCUUUGGAGUCCAUAGGACUGCUGCUCAUGCCUCGCAUAUAGCUGUUGUGGGUGGGACUGGGAAGUUUGAGCAUGCUAAAGGGUAUGCUGUGGUGGAGACACUGCACAACCAGGAAGACCAACAUGUUACUGAUGGUCGUGAUACUAUUCUCCAUUUCAGCAUUUAUCUUACAUACUACAAAGCUUGAAGAUUAAUGUCUCAUUGUCUGAAAACUCUCCUUUACUUUAUCUGUAUGUUCUUACUAGUUUCAUGUGUGACUUUCGCUGUGUUGUGAACGUUUAAUGUAAAAAAAGUGUGUUAAAUGAGAAUCUCUAUUUUCAUUA